Molecule: messenger RNA, 798 nt
Organism: Gavialis gangeticus (Gharial)
Lineage: Eukaryota; Metazoa; Chordata; Crocodylia; Gavialidae
Product: cornulin-like
Exons: 3
Coding region: 37-798 (253 amino acids)
Molecular function (GO): transition metal ion binding; calcium ion binding
Source: RefSeq, a predicted model, not a curated record
CUCUUUCCUUUCAAGCUAGCUUGAAUCUGCAGGACAAUGCCUCGCGUUCUGGACAGCAUUGGCACCAUCAUCAAAGUCUUUUACCAAUAUGCGACGGAGGACAGGGAGGGCUCCAGCCUGUCCCGGAGACAGAUGAGACUGUUUAUCCAGAAGGAGUUUGCUGAUGUCCUUGUGAAACCAUAUGACCCACUGAUGAUAGACAUGGUGCUGCGGCUCCUUGAUCAGGAUGGAGACGGAUCAAUAGACUUCCCCGAGUUCCUGAUUCUGGCAUUUAGAGUGGCUCAGGCCUGUUACAGCUACCUGGCACCAAAACCAGGGCUCCAGGAAAGGCAGGAGCAGGGAAGAAGAGGUAAAGAGCUGAAUGAACUUGAAGCAAAAGCAGACAGAGGGAGGAGCCAUCAGUUACGUAAGCCUGAACCAAGAGUUGGCAGAAGAAGUCAUCCUGAGGACCCAGAACAAGAGCCUGAACCACGGAGGGAUGAGGGGACACAACGACAGUCCCUAGAGCCAGAACAACAAGUGUAUGAGGGAAGACGUCAUCAAUCACGUGACCCAGAACGGCGAGAGGAGGUGAGGGGUCGGUCUCAGCCACGUGACAUCAUGCAAAGCCCUAUGAGAAAAGCCGACGUCCAGUACUUGAACCUGAACCCCAACUUUAUGAGGAAAGCCACCAUCAGCCACAUGAACCAGAACAACGAGAGGAAGCAAAGAGCUGUUCCCAGCCCCAAGAGCCAGAACAACCAGUGUAUGAGGGAAGAGGCCAACAGCCACGUGAGCCAGAAGAGCGAAAGAAGGUGA